AUGCCCACUACGUCCCGUUCUCCCGGUUCCGUCAACAGUGCCCCCAGCAGCCUGCAGAGUGAUACACUAUCGGCCCCCACAGUGUCUCACAGAGGCUACAAGGAAGUCCCAUACAGAGCACCAGACGAUGAUCAUGUUAGCUUAAGCAUGAAACACAGGAAUCACCGGCAUGAGCCGCACGACACGUCCUCCCCGCCCAUGGCUGCCAUCGAAACGGAAGGUCGCAGGCGCAGAAACCAGCCAACGGGCUGCCGUCCCCGGGCGCGCAGUUUACGAAAAACCAACUCUUCGCCAACCGUGCAGCCCCGGUUUGAACAAGGUACCGUUGAAACCUUUGGCGAUGCACCUCAAAGCAAACCUUCAAGAGCAAGACGGUGGACAAUUUCCUCUAAAGCCGCCUCGACCCGCGGGCUCGCCACCCUUGUGCCGGCCAAUGACACAUCCCAGAGAGCAACUGCAGACAGUCGUUCCACCACCUAUGAGAACCACAGCCCAGCCAUGAUAACUCUGCGCCGGGCAACUACAGCCAGGCCUCAAAGACAAACGACAACGCUAACCUCAUUCCCGCCGCCUAAGUUCAGUCGAGACAGUAACGGACUGCUGACCUCGUUUCUUAAUACGAUCACGAGCUACAGCGACGCGCCUCUCUCCGCGCUUGGGGACCCGGGCAUGACGAAGCAGGUCGCACCGAAUUCACGAAGACCCUCGACUUCAAGCACAAAAGACGACGCCCGCCCUUCAACGAGCGCUCUCGCGCCACCUGUUCAUACCGAGGUGGUGGCGCUAGAACCACGCCUAUCAGUAUCCGGAUCGAAUCAGGCCGCGAGCUCAAUGCGCCGGUGCUCCACUCGCUACAUCUCGGAGAAUGUGGUAUAUGAGAUUAUCUGGGACGAGAAUCUGAGUUCGUCUGCCAGCUCAGAGGACGGAAACCCCAGCCCUGGUGGCCGAGGGUCCAGCCUGCAGAGUCGUGAACUUGGCGGAACAGACACACUGGAGAGACGACUAUCUAAUGCGCUUUCGCGCCCAGGGCGAGCCUCCACGGAUGAAAGCCGGAGUAGGAGGACAAGCUACGUGCCCGGCGUGGAGUUGUCCUUGCACAGCAUCUGGACUAACCCCAAGAUUGCCCGGCUAUUUCGGGAGCCAGCAUCCGAAAGGCUACCGCGUUCUAAGUCCUCGACAAAGACAAGCGACGUGUUCCCUUCAUUAUCAACGGAGGCAGGCUCCAGCCAGGUUCACACAACGUCAUUUCCCGACCGCGUUGAGUUCUUCCCUUCAUACAGGAGUCGAGCGAGCACAAACGGGAAUGGACCUGGGGGGGAUUUGACGUUUGGACCAGCGCCGGAUGAUUUGCAGGGAGAUAUCCAAGCGGAUCAGAAUGCCUUCAGUGAGGCCCAGGAAGACGUGCAGCUCGGGGCGGCUGGGAGCCGUUUUGGCAGUAUGAUCGGCGUCAGCUCGCAUGCGAAGCGAAGAAGGACCUCGGAUCAUCAUGAGCAACGGCAUAGAAGCGUGAAUAUUGGCGGCAGAAGAGCGAGUGAAGGUCGAAGGCUAGCCAAAGCGUCUGAUGACGAAACCCUUCCGCUGCUCGGUGGGACAGUGGACGAGGACGGAUGA
Messenger RNA from Cladophialophora carrionii CBS 160.54, 1611 nucleotides. RefSeq lists its product as uncharacterized. The record is from RefSeq and is a predicted model, not a curated record. The transcript has a single exon. NCBI's taxonomy places the organism in Eukaryota, Fungi, Ascomycota, Eurotiomycetes, Chaetothyriales, Herpotrichiellaceae. Bases 1 to 1611 code for a protein of 536 amino acids.